CCGAGAAUCAAUUAUCCAUUCAAUUCAACCCUUUUGCUAUAAGUAAACGUUCUGGUGAGGGCAUCAACUCUUGUCUCUGGUUCUCUGUCGAACGUGGCUCUACUGCACUGUUCGAAUCCAUAGCGAGUUGGAGAAUUACUGUCGCAUAGCAAUAUCUUAAUAUCUCGGAACGAUGAACGCAUCAGGACUCGGCCUCCGGGCUCUACGGCAAGUUGCCGUUAAGAAGCCCAAUGCCCUCUUCUUGGAGAACCUCCCUCGCCUUGCUAUGACAUCGAAUGCCGCGAGCCUACAGAUCAGAGCCGCAUCCACCCAGAAGCUCUCCGAGAACGACGCCCAAUCGCUCCUCGCGGCGCAACGACGCGAGCGGCCCGUAGCCCCCCACCUAACAGCCUACGACUACACCCAGACGUGGUUCGGCGCCUCGAUCUGGACCCGUAUCACGGGCCAGACCCUCAGCGUCUCCCUCUACUCCUUCUCGAUCGCCUACCUUGUCGCCCCCCUCACCGGCUGGCACAUCGAAUCCGCCACCCUGGCCGAAGCCGCCGCCUCCCUGCCCCCUCUCGCCUUCGCCGGCCUCAAGACCAUCGCCGCCUGGCCCUUCUUCUUCCACUUCGCCAACGGCGUCCGCCAUCUCACCUGGGACCUCGCCUACGGCUUCAAGAAGGAGACUAUCGAGAAGACGAGCUACGUCGUCUUGGGCGUUAGCGUACUCGCUACUCUGGGUGCUGUUUUCCUGCUAUGAUCGAUCUUGUUUGAUACGAGGAUUAAGGCAAGACGAUGGGGGAGGGGGAGGGGGAGAGUAUACUGGUAUUGACAACAGGUUGAUGGCUUCGAAUUGGGGGGGAGCAGGAGGGGGCUGUAUUGGAUGAUGUAGACUACGAAGAGAUCAAUCACCAGGUCCAAUUGGUCAUUCGUCCGUUAACGGAGCGAUUAGACCUGAUAGGUUAGAAGAAACCUGUACGAAUCAGUUCAUAUGCGCAUGUCACCUGGAAUACAAUAUGAAUAUUCCCUUUGUCUGCAUGAUCUGCUUGGCAAUAUUUACUAGUCGCAUGUUAAGAGAUAUUGAUAUAGAUUAACUACUUGUUUUACUGGCAACCUAAA
Molecule: messenger RNA, 1101 nt
Organism: Daldinia caldariorum
Lineage: Eukaryota; Fungi; Ascomycota; Sordariomycetes; Xylariales; Hypoxylaceae
Exons: 4
Coding region: 173-742 (189 amino acids)
Biological process (GO): tricarboxylic acid cycle; mitochondrial electron transport, succinate to ubiquinone
Cellular component (GO): membrane
Molecular function (GO): electron transfer activity; succinate dehydrogenase activity
Source: RefSeq, a predicted model, not a curated record